AUGACAACCAUUUCACAAUUUAUACCUUCGCGAAACGAGGGGCUUGAUGAAGAAACUACGACAAAUGUUGUUUUCCCUCCUCAAAAAUCAUCCAAAGCACCUCGACGACGAAUGGGUAGUUCAAAUAUGCAGCAUCCUAUUCAGAAUCCUGUGAUGUCUAUUCCAGACGUCCCUGCAAUUCCAAAAACUUACGCGAAACACGUAGCUGUUCUUCCUAAGAUUGGUAGAGAUGCAAGUGGCAGGUUUUCCGUAGAGCAUAUCAAAGAAGACAAGCCAGCACGCAUGGGUAAGGAAGAACCAGGAGAAGUAUCGAGGAAAGAACCGGUAGAAGAUUCGAUAGACAUAUACGCGAAUUACACGAUAGGGACUUGGGAUGCUGUGUUGAGGAAUAGUCCGGGUGAGGUGAGUCCUCUUAGUUCGUGUGAGGAUUUGAAUAGGAUUGUGAGCGGAAAGGCUUGGGAUGGGGAGGGCAGGGAUGGAUGUUUGAGUGGGGAGAUGCGUGAAGAGAGUCCGGUUCUGUUGUCGCAGCUUAUACAUCCGUCUACAAGAUCUCCCGCACGCAUACCCGCCACAGUAUCUACCUCUCAACAUCUACCUCUUUCUCUCCUCACUCCCCCACAAUCUCCACUAUCCCUACAACGCACUCCCGAGUCAACCCUCUCAAACACAACCCCCCCCCCCAUUUCUCCCCUCCACAGCGAUCCCAGCAUCCCCCUCAUCCGACCUCUCCAAAUCAGGAAAAAGAUCCCACCUCCUGCAUCAAUGAAAAUCGAAACGGACAAUUUGCAAGAGAUCGAGGCACGGAGGAGACAGAGAGAGCAGAUGGAGGAAGAAUUUAGGAGAGCGGAUGAGAGAUUGAGGAGAUUGAGGGAUGGGAGGGGAGGGUUGUGA
Molecule: messenger RNA, 891 nt
Organism: Botrytis sinoallii
Lineage: Eukaryota; Fungi; Ascomycota; Leotiomycetes; Helotiales; Sclerotiniaceae
Exons: 1
Coding region: 1-891 (296 amino acids)
Source: RefSeq, a predicted model, not a curated record